Messenger RNA from Trichoplax adhaerens, 2859 nucleotides. RefSeq lists its product as uncharacterized. The record is from RefSeq and is a predicted model, not a curated record. Gene Ontology annotation, cellular component: membrane. NCBI's taxonomy places the organism in Eukaryota, Metazoa, Placozoa, Uniplacotomia, Trichoplacea, Trichoplacidae. The transcript is spliced from 23 exons. Gene Ontology annotation, biological process: G protein-coupled receptor signaling pathway. Gene Ontology annotation, molecular function: G protein-coupled receptor activity; protein binding. Bases 1 to 2859 code for a protein of 952 amino acids.
AUGACAAGCAUCAAAGUUUUCGAUAUAUUAAUUUCAGUCGAUUCUAUGUUUGCUUUCAGAAUUAUGGUUUAUACAAGUUUGAAUAAGCUUCUUAAUGGGACAUUCAGUAAUCUACCUAAGUUAAAAGAUUUAAAUCUGCAUAUGAAUAAUAUUGAAAAAGUCGAAGAAGGAGUAUUUGCUGGUUCUAAUAACAUCAAGACGAUCUAUUUAAAUAGCAACAGCAUUCGCGUUAUUCCAAAAUUACUCUUCGAAAAUCUAUCUAUAUUACGGGAGAUUAAACUAUCAUCGAAUCAGAUAACUAAAUUAAGCAGCUACGGCUUAUCCACGUUAGUCUCGGUUGUAUCUCUGAAUCUGGAUCACAAUCUUAUCCAUUUAAUAGAAGCGUGUGCUUUUAAUAGAUUGAAGAAAUUAAGAAUAUUAAAUUUAGCAAAUAAUUUACUCAGUAAUAUUUCUUCCGCGAGCAUGAAAGGAUUAUCUCAUUUGAAAACUUUAUGGCUUGAUGAAAACAGAUUUUCUUCUCUAAAAUUUGCCGAUGAAAUUAAGCUGCUGAAUCUUACCCAUCUAUAUCUAAGAAAUAAUCAGAUUUUGUUGUCAAAACACAUACUCCUAAAAGGCUUACCUCAAUUGGAGACAUUAGAUUUAUCUCAUAAUAUGUUAGAGGUUAUACCCUAUUUUGAAACAAAGGAUUAUGUUCAAGUUUUAAAUUUGUCCUAUAAUGCCAUUUAUGAUCUAAGUGCGACUGAUUCAUCUAAAUCAAUAACUUUUGAAGCGAUAUAUUUAUCCAGAAAUCGUUUAAGCAAUCUCGAAGAAACUUGUUUUAUUUCAUUAUUGCAACUGGAAAAACUGAGUUUGGAUAAUAAUUUUAUUGCCAAAGUUAAUAAGGAUUGUAUUAGAAAUCUUACUUCAUUGACAGAGCUGGAUUUCUCUUGGAAUAUGAUUAAGUACAUUGAAGAAGAAGCAUUAAUAGGCCUUGACAAACUCCAAAUACUGUACCUACGCGAUAAUCAAAUAGAACAUUUGCGAGAAGAUGUCUUCAGCAAUUUGAUCUCAAUUAAGGAAAUUUAUCUUGACGGCAAUAAAAUGGACAGUUUGAUCGAUGUAACUUUCACCCGAUUAGCUCGUUUAACGAUUUUGUUCUUACAGCAUAAUAAUAUUUCCUUUAUUUCCAAACGAUGCUUCACAUUUUUGGCUUUAAUUUCUGAAAUUUUGGACAUCGGAUUUAAUGAUUUUGCUAAUAAUAUUCCGGAUUUGAUGGAUAAACUACUCCAUACAGAUUUAAGAGUUACGAGGCUAGGAAUUAGUGGAAAUGGUCUUAAAACGUUAUGGAAUAGCUUUAAUAUAGGUCUGGUAAGGAAAGAAAUUGGAUUAGGUUUAAGCGGUUUACAACUAAAGCGCUUACCGUCUCCAAAUUUACGACACCUGGAAGGUUAUAUAGCGGUUCUUACUCUGAACAAUAAUUUUAUCAAAGAAUUUGACGUUGAAGAUUUCUUUUCUGGAAGCGAUAGUAAUCUCCUAGAAUUAAAUAUAUCCGAUAAUAGCAUUACUAACUUCUGCGAUAAUGCUUGGCAAAAAUUUGCGCCAAAACUACGGAAUGUAUCAUUAAAGGCGAAUCCACUACUAACAAUAUCUGAAAAAUCGCUAUAUGGACCUCAACAACUAUCUACUGUUUUUACAUCUCGAGAUUAUUUCUGUUGCUUGGUACCUGCAAAAGUUACUGCAUGCGAGCCGAUUAUCGUAGAAUCACUGACUUCGUGUCAAAAUCUGCUAUCUCAUUUAUCCUUAAGACUCUACAUAUGGAUAAUAGGUGGAUUAGCGUUUAUAGGAAAUUUGUUGGUUUUACGUUUACAUUGGAUAAAACGGCACAGCAGUAGAUCAAAAGGAACAUCACAGCUUCUAAUUAUCAACCUAGCGGUAUCGGACUUUCUAAUGUCAAUUUAUUUACUAAUAAUUGCUAUUAGUGAUCAGAUUCAUGUGAAUAAUUAUGGCGUCCGUGCUGAAAGUUGGCUAAGAAGUCCAAUUUGUGCAUUAGCAUUUUUCUUGGGCAGCUUAUCUAGCAUCAUGUCUGUUAUCUCGAUAUUACUAAUUAGUGUUGAUUUAUAUUUUCGCUGUACAAACCCGUUUAAUUAUCAGAAUAGAAAUUGCAGAUCAGAAAAAUUCAAAGUUACUGUUAUUAUAUUAUGGUUAAUUUGUAUUAUCUUUGUUGCAAUACCAGCUGUAACUAGCACAAAUGCCGCAGGUAAUGAUCGAAUUUAUAAAUAUAGUAGCAUUUGUAUGCCAAGUAAUGUAGAAGAUGCAUUUUAUCGAAGUUGGAUCACAAUUGCUACAGUCUGUAUGGUUUGUAUUUGGUUAACGACAUGCAUAUUGUAUGCACUAGUACUUUUGAAAGUUCACCAAAGUAGCCAAUCUGUUCAUAAGUCGGCCCAAUUAGAUCGAAAAUUAGCAAGGAAAUUGUUUUUAAUUUUAUUUACGGACUUAAUAUCAUGGCUGCCUUAUUAUAUACUUAUUUUUAAAGUGAUUUUGACCGGUAGGAUCGAUAUUUUUACGUUAAAAUUUGUUAUUAUACUCACAUUACCUAUGAAUUCAGCUCUCAAUCCGUACCUUUAUAGUUUUACUUGUCCUACAUCACCAGGUAGAGCUUUAUUGUCUAUCCGUAAGAGCUUUUCAGGGAGAUUGCGGGAUUAUUACUCGGAUCCAUUGCGCCAAGUUAAUCAUUAUUUCUUCAAGUGUAAUGAUAAUAAUGAUCCUCAAAAUAAUUUAGAAGGACCUGAUGUUAAUAUCACACUAAAUAAUACAGAGUGUUUACAAACUGUUGAUAGAGAAGAAGUUGUUAAGCGGACUCUUCGAGAAUCAAAUGUGUAA